Molecule: messenger RNA, 457 nt
Organism: Arvicanthis niloticus (Nile rat)
Lineage: Eukaryota; Metazoa; Chordata; Mammalia; Rodentia; Muridae
Source: RefSeq, a predicted model, not a curated record
CGGUGUCAUGGCGGCCUGAGGUCCCGGGAGUCGGUGCGGGCGUUGCAAGCCCCUCCCUGCGGAGCGGCGGGUCCGGCGGGGAUGUGACGGCGGGCGCCGCGGGCCUGCCUGGCGCGUCGUGUCGGCUCGCGUGUCCUCGCCCCAGCCCGCACCAUGGCGGGGUCCGGCUGCGCGUGGGGCGCCGAGCCGCCGCGCUUCCUGGAGGCCUUCGGGCGGCUGUGGCAGGUACAGAGCCGCCUGGGCAGCGGCUCCUCGGCCUCGGUGUACCGGGUGCGCUGCUGCGGCACCCCGGGCUCGCCCCCCGGCGCCCUCAAGCAGUUCCUGCCUCCGGGAACCACGGGGGCUGCGGCCUCGGCCGCGGAGUAUGGUUUCCGCAAAGAGAGGGCGGCGCUGGAGCAGUUGCAGGGUCACAGGAACAUCGAUUCACCUUGCAGAUGCUGCAGCUGAGAACAGAGCC